AUGGCCCUGGGCAACAACCGCCGUAGCGAUAGUGACAGUAUGGUGGUCCAUUGUCACUGCCUGAUGCGAGAUCAGGCGGCGGCGGAUGCCUUUGGCGCAAGCCAAAUCAAUACCGGCAAUGGACUUGAUGCAAAUGGCUUCCCUUUUCUUGGUAGACUAUCGAGAAGUCGAGUCGAUCUCACUUGGAGCCGUAUAAUGCCGUAUAGCACUGUUAUUGAUUGGAGGCCUACCUGGGAUCCCCGUGCGAACAAUGCUGUUAACGUUCGUGCGAUAAUUGGUCAAAUGAUUGGCCACCAAGCCCCUAUGGGCGAAGCUUGUGAUUCUUGCAAGGAGAUGAAUGGACCCUUCGACUCCUGUCGGAUUGCCUUCCUCCCCGGGGUGGGAUUCCAGUCGUCUCUCGGGUGUACUUCUUGCCAGUACUCAGGGUUGGCCCGCAGAUGCUCCCUUCGCCCUGACGUUUCUGUGGGUGAUACCCCAAAGUGGGUUUAUGAUCUCGUGAAGCGGUACCAACCUGACAGCGUGCUCCUGAGGUACCCGCUGAUGAGCCGACAUGCGGAGACCAGUGCGAGGCGAAUUUCUAAAUCCAUGAAAGAAGCGCCAGUAAAUUCGUCCAGCAAGCAGGAUGAGCCGAUUCUGACGAAGCCAACUCGUGCAGCUGCUGUCAAAAACGAUAACAAUAACUCGGAGAUGCCAAAACAGACUAUGAGGAAACGUUCAGCCUCCGACACUCACCAGACAAGCGGGAAAUCCAAGAAAAAGAAGAAGCCCGUCCCUGAACCCCCCUCUGCUGUUGUUGCCGAGCCCCGUAGCGGCCCCAAGUAUGAUGCUAUAUUAUACCAGACGCCCCUAGAUUGGUCUAUGAUCGAUGGCAUGACCGAUCGGAAUUGGUGUGUUAAUGUGUUCGAGCGACUUGUGGAGGUCCGUAAACGGGUUGAGUAUGAUUAUCGGUUGCUAAGCCAGGCGAUGUUGAGCAAGGGCUGGCUGACAGAGAAGGAUCUUGAGAGCGGCGAAGAUGAAGAUGAGGAGGAGGAGGAGGAGGAGGAGGAGGAGGAGGAGGAGGAGGAGGACGAGUCCGUGGAUGGUUUACUGGCUAGGAUUCAGGUGUAA
Molecule: messenger RNA, 1107 nt
Organism: Penicillium paradoxum
Lineage: Eukaryota; Fungi; Ascomycota; Eurotiomycetes; Eurotiales; Aspergillaceae
Product: DUF3716 domain-containing protein
Exons: 4
Coding region: 1-1107 (368 amino acids)
Source: RefSeq, a predicted model, not a curated record